AAAAAUACCGCAUCGGAGCUUUAGUUUCUCGCGAUUGUGCCCAUCGGCAAACGUUCCUAACUCCUAGUAAUAUACGAAUUUCUUGUUUCCAUGAGUGCAGAUGCUGCAUUUUUACCUUGUCCGAUAUGUUCACAUACCGGAGUUUUCGAUUCUGUGCAAUCAUUAAAAGAUAGACUUAUAUUUGUUUCAACAAACAAAAUUUUGUGCCCCGUUUGCCAAGAUGAAGUAUGUGGUUUGGAUAAGCUUACUAUACACCUAUUUACUCACGUUAAAAUUAUAACAAAAGUAGACAGUGCACAACAAAGUGAAACAUUAGAAGCAAAACUAAAACCAAGAAAUGAAAAUCAAGGAACGAACAAAACUCCGCAAAAGAGAGCUAAACCGUGUACUUCUAAAAAUAAAACUCUGUCUUCAGCAAAUGCCCCAGUUAAAUUUGUAAAGAUAUUUCCGAAGCUGCCACUGAUAUCUGUAAAUACAUUACCUGUUAUAGAUAUAUCGCGAGCGCAGCCACUAGAAGAAUGUAUGCAAGCCGGCAGUUCUAUUUAUGCAUCAACUGUAAAAACAGAAACAUCGUUAACACAAACAAAUACUACAUGCAACGUCUGUGGUUUGCAAUUUGUCGAUGUCGAUAUUUUAAGAAUGCAUAGAUGCUUGAUUCAUAAUAUUGAUGAUAAUUCUAAUAUAAAUUCUACGCGUUACCAUUGUCACUUGUGUCCGAAAAAUUUCAAGAUGCGCGGGUCGUUAAUGGUCCAUUUAAGAGUAGCGCAUUAUGGAUUUGGACCUUGUAACUCUGAAACAGUUAUAGAAAAAAGUAAAGAAGAGAAAAAAUCGACCGAUGACGAUCCAGUUAGUUUUAACAGGAAUGAUAGUAAACAGUGGCAAUGUGAUGUUUGUAGAAAAUGUUUUACAACAAAAUAUUUCUUGAAGAAACACAAACGCUUACAUACAGGUGAAACUCCGUACGCUUGCACUCAAUGCAAUAAGACGUUUACAUUUCAACAAUCUUAUCAUAAACAUCUUUUGUACCAUAAUGAUGAAAAACCUCACACAUGCAGCUACUGUGGCCGAUCUUUCAAAGAAUUAUCGACCUUGCACAAUCAUCAACGAAUUCACACUGGGGAAAAGCCAUUUUCGUGUGAGACUUGUGGUAAAUGUUUCCGUCAAAGAGUUUCAUAUUUAGUACACCGUCGUAUCCACACAGGCGUCAUGCCUUAUAAAUGCACGGCAUGUGAUAAAAGCUUUCGAUAUAAAGUAUCACAGAGAACUCACAAAUGCCAGGCUCAACCCCCAGGAACAGUUGUGCGACAAACUGGAGAUCUUGUAGAAAAAUUGAGAAAGAAGAAUACGGACGAAGAAUCUACAUCGAAAGUGACUGACAAUAUAUUAAAUGAAUAUCUUGCUAAUAGCUUAGAGCACAACAAUUACGAAAAACAAAAUUAUCUUGAGGUAUCGGAGGCUAAUGCAGAACUGGCACGACGAGGGGCAAAGUUAUCAUUAGAGGACAUGGAAUCUGAAAACUUUACAUUGCUAAAUGAAGCAUUUAAAGAAAAUAAUUGUGAACCAGUUCCUGGCACUAGUUAUGAUUCUGCUCCUACAAAUAAUAAUUCAACAAUUAGCGGCGCUGAAUUAUUUAAUGCAAACUUAGAAGAUUUCAUUGACUCCAUUCCAUCCGAUAAAAAUAUGCCAUCACCAUCAGAAAUUUUGAAAAACUUGUGUUUAUCUAAGGAUGAAGAUUAUUCAGAUGCUGAUGAAGCAAAACACUCCCAUACGUCCAAAUUAACUAACAAUGUAUAUUUGUAAAAUGCGUAAUAUAUGUACCUGUUCAAUUUUAAAAAGGAAUUAGAUUAUUAUGUGACCAUUGACAUUUUUAAUGCUUGUCAUCACGCCCAUAAUAAGAUUUAAGAGUUUUAAGGAAGUUGUUACAAUAAUUGUUACGCUUAAUAUUUUAAUAUGCCUUCCUAAUAACGCAUAAAUUACGUUCAAGAAAUGGUUUUCCAUAAUAUAAUACAAAUGUGUUUUUAUAAAAUUAACGGUUUCCUACAUUACCGGUUUUCACCACUCUAUCAAGCUCAUUUGCUGCCAUUGGCCAAUCACGGCAGUCGUCAGUUGGUGGGCGUGCGCGCUUGCUUUUGUGUGCAGAGAAAAAACACAAUGAGCAACCAGCUGUUUUUGUUCUCAACUGUCUGCUUGAAAAUCAGUGAAAAUCAAGUAUGGGUCAA
Molecule: messenger RNA, 2219 nt
Organism: Hyposmocoma kahamanoa
Lineage: Eukaryota; Metazoa; Arthropoda; Insecta; Lepidoptera; Cosmopterigidae
Product: zinc finger protein 354A
Exons: 4
Coding region: 91-1800 (569 amino acids)
Biological process (GO): regulation of transcription by RNA polymerase II
Cellular component (GO): chromosome
Molecular function (GO): chromatin insulator sequence binding
Source: RefSeq, a predicted model, not a curated record